AAAAAAUGGCGGAUGACAAGGAUCCUCUGAGACAGUUAAAGGAUCUAACUCGGCUUAAAAAUCAGCUGGAGGCGAUUCAGAGGAGAGUGGAGACCGAGGUAUCCGCAGAAUUUCCCCAGGGAAGCACGGUGUUGGGAUCACCCUUCCUGAAGGGCUUUUUGGUCGGCUAUGUGGUGGCAAAGCUUCGCUCCUUCGGCCUUCCUGGGAGUGCUGCUGGGAACUGCCACUGGCAUUUACGCAGCCCAGAGCUAUCAGGUGCCUAACAUUGAAAGGACCGUUAAAGAUUACAUGAGCACAAUGAAAAAGGGACCAAAGUAAAUUGGGCUGACGUUCACUAAAUGAGGAAGUGCUCUUGGAGGUACUGGUCCACAGCAGACUGGAGUUGAACUUUUCUGAGUAAGGAGGAUUAUGGAUUCAUUCUUUUGACUGGAAUUCCACUUGGGACCUAAAGAGAGAAACUUUAUUUGCUUUUACUUUUGCUUUGGGUUCAGUUUGAUCCUUCUUUAAUUUCUACUGUCCACUGUUAACACAUUGCACCUGCAUGACGUUGUGCCUACAAGGCUUAGGGCUUAACUAAAGCAGCUAUAUUUAUAUUAAGGCCUUUGGAUUUUAAUAUAGAAAACAGGCAGAAACUUUCCCCACCUCAUGUACCCCACAACUUUACUGUUCUGUUCAAAAUAAUCACAAUUUAGUCUUAGAAUGUGUUGGAAAUAAUAGUUAAAGAAAACUGAUUGAAUUGUUUUAUUUUUUUUGCACUGAAGUUAUCCUCUGUACUUGUUGAAGCUGGUGUUUGUUUUGUGUCAUUUAAAAUGAUUGUAAUCAAGAACGUGGGGUCUCAAUCCCCGGUCAGGACUAAGAGACAGCGGGCGAACAGGAUCAAGUGGGGCUUCCUGUUGGGCCUGAUGGUGUUCAUCUAUGGUUCUCAUGCGCCGCUUAUCACUCUCACCAAAGUAGACGGUCAAGUCCCAUUCAACGCCGCCUCCUGCGUCCUCAUGAUUGAGCUGGCCAAGCUGCUCAUCUCCCUGCUGAGCCUCGUUUUCACAGGCUCCACGUCCAUACCGCGGUCUCCCCCACGUCUCAUUGCCCCUUACGCGAUCCCCGCUGUGCUGUACACCUUAAACAACAACCUGGUUGUCAUCAUGCAGGCCUACAUGGACCCAAGCUCAUUUCAAAUACUCUCUAAUCUGAAAAUAGCUUCGACCGCUCUGCUGUACUCCGCCUGUCUGGGGAAGAGGCUGCGGUCUAAGCAGUGGUUCGCCCUGGGGCUCCUCAUGGCUGCGGGGGGCUUCCACAGCUACAGCAGCCUGGAUCUACAAGGCCCUGAGACGAUUGAUGUCGAUGAAGGUCCCAGGCUUCACAUCACUGCUUGGGGACUUUUCCUUGUGCUGGUUUACGCCGGUGUGUCGGGGCUGGCAGCAGUUUACACAGAGAGGGUGCUGAAGAGCCAAAGGUUGCCCCUCAGCGUACAGAACCUCUACCUCUAUAUGUUUGGAGUGGCAAUCAACGGGGUGUCCUCUCUCUCCUCCAUAGGAAGUGACCAAGGGUUUCUGGAGGGCUACUCGGGGGUGGUGUGGGCUAUCAUCGCAGGACAGGCAGCAAAUGGACUUCUGAUGUCUGUGGUGCUCAAACACGGUAGCGGCAUCACCAGACUGUUUGUCAUUUCCUGCUCCAUGCUGGUUAAUGCACUGUUGUCCUGGGCCAUCUUAGGCUUACACCUCACUGCUUUGUUUCCUCUACCUUGUACUCUGAUUGGAUUGGCAGCUUACCUUUAUUACGGAUAGCAGAGGGUUCAUUAGAGACCUGCGUGUUUGGCUUCAGAGGAGCUUCAAACAAAGGCUGCCAGUUGUGGUCCUUAACGUUUGAGAUUAUUUUACUGGUACUGUGCAAUUUAAAAGUAUCCAUUUCUCUCGAACACAUUUUAUCAAAUGAGUGAAGUGAGUGGAAAACGAUGUAAUGUUAUUAUACACAUAAAAUAUGAAAGGUAGGACUUUUGUUUGAAACGUGAUUCAAUAAAUGAAUCACGUUUUGGGGCAGCUGCAGAUCUUUUGGGGUUAUCAAGCAGUGCUACAUCUAGAAACACUUUUACUCUUCUCUAGUUGAAACUCACUCAGAUCAGAAGCAGAGCUUGCCACAAAUUAGGUCUGGACUUUCACUGGACCGUUAUAACAUGUGCAUUUGUAGAACAGUGUUAUGCAUAGGUUUGAGAUUUUAGUCCAGCUGGGAACCUCCUCUUCAGUCUCAGGUAUUGUAAAGCCUCUGACAGGCCUGGUACGUUAUCUAAUUCCAUUUCAUUUUCACAAAAACUCUAACCAUCAUCCCUGCUCCUCCUAAAGCAUCACCAACAGUGUGGGUUACCAUGAGGAUCUUGUUUUAAAGCUGAUGUGCAAUCAUGGUGUUUGGCAAAUAAUUUUAUUUAACCAAAGCACCUUAAACAUGUUUGCUCUCUCUCCCAAGUGGCUUAUGUUAUACUUCGUAUAACUUUAUUUCAACAAUGACUCCUUCUGAAACUCUCUUGUAAAAUGGCCUGAUUUGCAAAGUGCAUGACAAAUCCUUUUAAUAGGUUGUUGCACCUGAGCUAUGGAUCCCUAUAGCUCCUCCAGAGUUACAAUGGGAUUCUUGACUGCUUUCCUGAUCAAAGUUCUGCUCCAUCAGACUUCCAAAACUUUAAUCUUCACACCGAGGUUGGUCCAUUGCUUAAAAUCCUAAUAAAAUACAGACAUUGAAGCUGACGUGUGAAAAAAUGUGGAGCAUCUUAAGGGAUAUAAGCACUUUUGCUGUCAUUGUCUGGUUUGUGUUUUAUUUAGCCUUUAUGUUAUCUGCCUUCUAAAACUGAACUCCUUUAGUCCUUUACUUUAUUUACUGCAGAUGCAGACGUGUUAUCACUUAUACAUUUGAGAAGUGUCUCAAAGAACGAGCUGGCAAAAUGAAUCAAAUGUUGGGUUUUGUUUGCUACACAGUUACAUUGUUGCAGAGACAUGCUGCAAGCAUCCAUAAUCAUAAACCAAAUCAUCUUUAAAGCACAACAUCGGGGAUAAAAUGUUACAUGUGGCGUUUAUGACCAAUAAAGUUUCUGAACCAUUUACCAACA
This is a messenger RNA of Xiphophorus hellerii (green swordtail), 3088 nucleotides long. Its product is annotated as probable UDP-sugar transporter protein SLC35A4. The record is from RefSeq and is a predicted model, not a curated record. The transcript is spliced from 3 exons. Lineage: Eukaryota; Metazoa; Chordata; Actinopteri; Cyprinodontiformes; Poeciliidae. Gene Ontology annotation, biological process: pyrimidine nucleotide-sugar transmembrane transport. Gene Ontology annotation, cellular component: Golgi membrane. Bases 810 to 1781 code for a protein of 323 amino acids. Gene Ontology annotation, molecular function: pyrimidine nucleotide-sugar transmembrane transporter activity.